This is a messenger RNA of Daldinia decipiens, 696 nucleotides long. RefSeq names its product Mss4-like protein. The transcript has 3 exons. The record is from RefSeq and is a predicted model, not a curated record. Lineage: Eukaryota; Fungi; Ascomycota; Sordariomycetes; Xylariales; Hypoxylaceae. Gene Ontology annotation, molecular function: carbon-sulfur lyase activity. The coding region runs from base 126 to 560 and encodes 144 amino acids.
CGGUACUUAUUAUAUUCUUACAUACUCAUAUUUCAUCUAACUACAAAUAUCUGAAGCUCGUAAUCUCGCAACAUCUAUAUACCAAGUCAACGAUCCCAAGAAAAAUAAGACAAAAUAGUAAAAUCAUGACUCCACUUCCAGGGGGUUGCUACUGCGGUCUAAUAAAAUACACCAUCACGCUCGAGGACCCAGAGUCGCAAGCACGCACGAGUAUCUGCCACUGCAGUAACUGCAAGAAGUUUACGGGCUGUGAGUACGGCAUCACAACUAAGAUCCCCAAGUCGACAUUCAAGAUUACCCAAGGAAUGGAUCAUAUAAAAAUACACGAAGCGGAUAACGGGAGCGGCGUAUUGCUACAUCGCGAGUUCUGUGAUACGUGUGGCGGGCCGCUUUUGGAAUACGGUGGAAAUGCGGGAGAUAAUAUAUACAUCUUCUACGGUACGAUGGAGGACCACGCCCGCGGUCAGGUCGAGCCUAAGGGCGAGUUCUUUUGCAAGCUGCGGGAUCCAUGGAUGCCGAGCGUUGAAGGGUUAUUUCAAAAGGAGGAAAUCAAACAGUAAUAACGGAGAUAUCACUGGUCCCAACAGGACUGGGUAAUGUACUACUCGGGUAGGUUCUAUUGUACUAAAUUCAUGUGAAAUGUGGAUAUGAAAGAAAAGGGGUUAGGGGGUCAAGAACGUAUAAGUCAGGAAGAUA